UUAAAUAGUUCCGAUCGACGCUUAUAUUAUAUGGAUUAAGUGUAGCGUUCUAUAGAUUCUGAAAUUGUAAAUCAACUUUUUGUUUGAAUGUUUUAUACAAUUAUUGUAGAAUCGAAUAACUAAGUGUGAUAAAAAUGCUCUCUUUUCGUCAAAUCGUGUGUUUCAUCAUAUCACUGCUUUCGUUCCUUUCGGUGUUUUAUUCUGUUGGUAAACUAGGCGUAUUUUUGGCCACUCCAGUCCAACGAGAUUUUAAACAUGUUCUGAUGGAAAAUUUAAUGAGCGAUCACUCGCUCUUGAAAGCAACGCUUUUCUCGUUGCUAUUCAAUUCAAUUUGGAUUGUUCUGUUUGUAAUACAACAUAGUUUCAUGAAGCUGGAAACAGUUAAAACCAUCUGGCGUAAGUUGGGACUUGAACUGGCCGAACGAAGCAUCUACAACAUAGCAUCCGCGUACUGUUUAUUGAUUUUGCUAAAGAACUGGAAAACGACCCAAUCCUACCAGGUCUGGCAUAUAGAUGUGGACAAAAGCCCUUCACUAUGGUGGACGUUUGUAUCCGCUCACAUUCUAUCGUGGGUGGUUAUCUACGGAGGAAGCCUGCUGAUGGAUUUACCAGAAAUGAUUGGUUUGAAGCAAAUCUACUACGAUAUUAACGACUUGGCUCCUCCCAUGAGCUAUAAAUCACGGGAGCUUCGUAGCUUCUACGAAAGACUUCGGCAUCCUUCCUUCGUAGGUCUAUCCGUUGUAUUGUGGAUCACAAAUAGUAUGAGCUUGGAUCGACUUUUGUUGGCAAUCGUGUGGACGGCGUACAUGUAUCUCUCAUGGAACACCAACCGUACUGAUUUGGAAUACCAGAAAUUCCAAUUAUCACGCAAGAAAGCAGAGUUGGCAGGCGUUGACAAAUAAAGUAAAACAUCAGCAUUUAGAGUUUUCCUAUUUAAUUCAUAUUAAAAGUUUUAUCUAAACACUGCCGUGGAAACAAAACGCUAAUUUAUUUUUUUCAUUUCCUUGUACUUAAAAUAUUCAUUUUCAUGUGCCAGAAUAAAUAAUAUCAUUAAGGCGAAUAAAAAAGUUAAUGAGAA
This is a messenger RNA of Malaya genurostris, 1078 nucleotides long. RefSeq names its product nurim homolog. Gene Ontology annotation, cellular component: nuclear membrane. Lineage: Eukaryota; Metazoa; Arthropoda; Insecta; Diptera; Culicidae. The record is from RefSeq and is a predicted model, not a curated record. The transcript is spliced from 3 exons. Bases 135 to 902 code for a protein of 255 amino acids.